AUGACACUUGUCCAAUCAAGAAGCACCCCACAAUUUUCUAUUGCUGCCAAAAAUUCGGUCCCUGAAAGAGAGAACGAUGAAUAUAAACGAGAGCUUCAUGCCGUGGAGAAAUUAACAUAUAUACACCUUAGUCCUCAACAUAUUAUACGCAUGCUUGGUGACUUCGAAUUGGGGGGCCCGAACAGGAUACACCAAUGCCUUGUAUCUGAGCCCCUAGGGCCGAGUAUUCCUGAUACAAUUGAUGAACUCUUUGUUGAUACGAGGCUUCCCGGAGAACAUGUAAAGGCUGUCGCGAAGCAGUCCCUUUUAGGGCUCGAUGUUCUGCGCCAGCAGAAAAUUUGUCAUGGAGGAUUCAUCGAUAUGCUAGGGAACCCAGAUAUCGGGCAUAUCCAAAGAAAAGAUGGAAAAGCUCUGGAUUUUGGCAUGCCGAAGUACGUUAUCAGACCAGUCUCAUACAUGGCAUAUUCUCCGUUCUUUUCGAUUCCUAUCAUAAUCACUCUUCAUAUGCCACUACCAGUUCAAGCACCUGAAGUUCUAUUCAAAGACUGUUUGAACCACCGUGUGAAUCUAUGGAGCAUGGGAUGUAUGACCAGCGCAGAUAUCCCGAGCCCCGCACUGCAAAAAUGGCUGGAAGAAUUGUGUUUUGAUAGUGAGCGGCAUGCCGAUCUUACCAAGGAAGAUAUAGUAAAGCUGGUGCAGCUUAUUGGAGAGUUGCUGCAGUUUGAGCCGGACAAAUAGGGCACCAGCUGGGGAAAUUCUAGAUGACUCUUGGUUUAAAUGCGAUUCAGAGGCCAUCGCGCGUUGUGUCUCUUGCGGAUAGAAUCAUUCAGGUAGAUCCGUUAGGAGUAUCCUCAUGAGAUUUCUACUCUAAGAUUGUGCUCAGUUCCCGAGCUCCUCAUUCAUGGUACCUAGCCGCAUCCAUAUUAAACUGGCACUU
Molecule: messenger RNA, 937 nt
Organism: Aspergillus ruber CBS 135680
Lineage: Eukaryota; Fungi; Ascomycota; Eurotiomycetes; Eurotiales; Aspergillaceae
Exons: 5
Coding region: 1-738 (245 amino acids)
Biological process (GO): protein phosphorylation
Molecular function (GO): ATP binding; protein kinase activity
Source: RefSeq, a predicted model, not a curated record